ACGCUCACAUUCAGUGGCGAGACAUCCAACCAGCCGUGUGAGGUGAGUAGGACGGGUCGACUACGGUGGAUGUUUACUUUGUCGUAAAAUCAUAACCAUAUGACACAGAAUCGCCCCAACAGACAGCAUUCAGGAACAGUAUGGCCUCUGUGGAAGUAAGUGGAGACAACUCCGGAUUUGUUGACAACUGGCAAAGUGGGAAGACCUUGGCGGAGUGUAAUCUCCACAUGUUGACCUCUGAGGAUUCUUGUGACGUCAGCUUCCUGGUUGGGAAAGAAGGGAUGCCAGUCCGAGCUCACCGAUAUGUUCUGAUGAGUCGGAGUUGUGUGUUCUACGCCAUGUUGUGUGGCCCCCUGGCGGAGAAAGAGGACAUCAAGAUCCCCGAUGUGGAGGAGGAACUAUUCUCUGAAAUGUUGAGGUACCUGUACACAGACAAGACAACCCUGACUGCUGAGAAUGUGACAGGUCUGUUGUACCUGGCCAAGAAGUACUCCGUGGGGGGUCUUGAGCGUCUGUGUGUGGCUUACCUGGAAUCGUCCCUGACGGUAGAUAACGCCUGUGUCAUCUUGGAACAAGCCCAUGUCUUUGAUGAGGAGAAGCUCUUUGACAGGGCCCUGGAGGUUGUUGUCAAACAUGGUGGUACCACUGUUAAAAGCUCUGGCUUCACAUCACUUUGUGCUUCUUGUUUUCAUAAAGUUGUAAGCGCAGAUUAUUUCUUAACAAAUGAUGAAACAAGUUUCAAUGCUGUCCUCUCGUGGGCCGAGUCAGAGUGUAAACGCCAAGGAAGGGAGAUAAGUCCGGAAAACAAACGUCUAGUUCUGGGAGAAGCAGUGUAUAAUAUUGCCUUCACCUCCAUGGACACGAAGAUGUUUGCAGAAACAGUUGUACCGUCAGGGAUAUUAUCAAGUGAUGAAAGUAACAAACUGUUGUGCUACCUGAUCUUAAAUGUUACUGAUGUGGCUCCUUUCAAAAUGAAGCCAGAGCUUCACAUGGGGGUCAAUCUGUAUGCAAGUCAAAUUCAAUCAAGAACCAGUCAACAGGAUUCUAGCAACUCAUCCGGAACCAUUCGAGAGGAUUCUAGCAUCAUCAUCUCAUGCAGCCAGGGCAUGCACCUGACUGGUGUCUGGGUAUAUGGUGACAGCAGCUGCAUAUAUAACAUUUCUCUAUAUCAAGAAGAGUCACAUAGGAGUCAGUCUCAGAAUAUGAGAUCGUGUACUACUGUUAAGACCUGGGUUCUAAGAGAAGUAUCAGCUGUGUUAGAGAGAAGUAUUCCCAACGAGGUCCAUCUGAAGCUGUCGGAGGUAUUGAUUCUAGAAAAGUCAUCCAGAUAUAAAAUUGAAAUUACAAGAGAGUCAAAUAAAAGUGGAUUCUUGGGCUCCUCCGUAUUCAAUAAUAUCACACUUGGUGAAUGCCAGAUAUCAGUUAAGGAAGAACGUGGCCCGGGUCUUAUUUCCAGACUCAUAAUGGAGGAAAUAUGAGACAACACACUGGCAUGUAAAGAGCUCCUCAAACAGUAUACAGAACAUGUGUACAUACUGUUCCACUUC
This is a messenger RNA of Haliotis rubra (blacklip abalone), 1547 nucleotides long. Its product is annotated as BTB/POZ domain-containing protein 6-like. The coding region runs from base 141 to 1478 and encodes 445 amino acids. The record is from RefSeq and is a predicted model, not a curated record. NCBI's taxonomy places the organism in Eukaryota, Metazoa, Mollusca, Gastropoda, Lepetellida, Haliotidae. The transcript has 3 exons. Gene Ontology annotation, molecular function: protein binding. Gene Ontology annotation, biological process: neurogenesis. Gene Ontology annotation, cellular component: cytosol.